Messenger RNA from Ilex paraguariensis (yerba mate), 1461 nucleotides. The record is from the annotation of a GenBank genome assembly. NCBI's taxonomy places the organism in Eukaryota, Viridiplantae, Streptophyta, Magnoliopsida, Aquifoliales, Aquifoliaceae.
AUCAGCUCAUUAGCAUCGGAUAGAAAGAUUGAUUUCUCAGGCUCAGUUUUCGAAAAAAAGAGAAAACCAAGUAGGCCUAUAACUAUCAUAAUUCACAGGCACUCUCUCUGUUGAGGAUGACGGAUAUUACUAGAACACCAAUAUCCACCCCGCACCUACUUGCAUACUAGCCAAAUGGAACCAUUAAUAUAGUCCCCACGAUAUCCACUCUCAUUCUCAUCCCUUCAACUUGGUGAUGUUAUUCUUCUUCUCCUUCCUCUAGUAGAAAAGGAAAAAAACCCCAUUUUAUUAAGCUUAAUUUUUUUCCUUUUACUAGUGUUUUUUUGGUUUGGGGGGUAUGAAAAUGGCUGUGGCCAUGGCUUCUUCUGGGACUUCUUUUGGGUUUUACACUAAUUUGAAGGCACUUGAAAAGCAACCCAUUUCAAGAUCAUGUCUACUCAGCGGGUCUUUUGGUCUGGAUCCACUUCAGCGUUUAUGCAUUUCUCCAAGAACAAGAUUGUCAUCGUCCAUAAGUACAAUUGUUCCAGAAGCAUCGUCGGCCACAGCUGUGGAGGGUGAAAGUUAUCAGGAUACUGAUACAGUUCCAACACCCAAAGUUAUAAUAGACCAAGAUUCAGACCCAGAUGCCACUGUGGUCGAGAUUACCUUUGGGGAUCGCCUUGGAGCUCUUCUUGACACCAUGAAUGCACUCAAGAACCUUGGAUUGAAUGUUGUCAAGGCAAAUGUCUAUCUGGAUUCUUCUGGGAAGCACAACAAGUUUGCCAUCACUAAAGCUGCUACCGGUAGAAAAGUUGAGGAUCCAGAAUUACUUGAGGCAAUCCGUUUGACUAUAAUUAACAAUCUCCUGGAGUAUCAUCCGGAGUCAAGUGCCCAGUUAGCAAUGGGAGCAGCAUUUGGAGUAUUGCCACCAACACAGAAGAUUGAUAUGGACAUUGCUACUCACAUCAACGUCUAUGACGAUGGCCCCGACCAAAGCUUGCUCUCUGUGGAGACGGCAGAUCGCCCUGGAUUACUAGUGGAUCUCGUAAAGAACAUCACUGACAUUGACAUUACCGUCAAAUCAGGAGAGUUUGACACUGAGGGUUUGUUGGCCAAGGCAAAGUUUCAUGUCAGCUACAAGGGAAAACCUAUCAGCAAGCCUCUUCAACUGGUCCUUGCUAAUAGUUUGCGAUACUUCUUGAGGCGACCGACAACAGAAGAGGCCAGUUUUUGAUACAUGUAGAAGAUGACUGGUAUUGAAGACUACAUAGUUACAGCUUCUAAUGCACAAUUUGGCCCUUUCCAAACUUGACCGGUGCCCGAAAUUGUUGAAUGUUGUUGUAACAAUAUUCGCUUCCGCUUUAAAUCAUAUAUAUAUGAAAAUGAAAUACAUGACAUCUGCAAUGUCAAUCUUGUUUUUGCAACAAAAUUGUUGUAAAAUGAUUUGGUCUAAUGGUACUCUUUAUCUUAUAAAGACUUCGU